Molecule: messenger RNA, 2438 nt
Organism: Corythoichthys intestinalis (scribbled pipefish)
Lineage: Eukaryota; Metazoa; Chordata; Actinopteri; Syngnathiformes; Syngnathidae
Product: proline-rich protein 7
Exons: 3
Coding region: 493-1215 (240 amino acids)
Source: RefSeq, a predicted model, not a curated record
UGCCAAACUGUGAGUCGCAGUCUAUCGGCUUCCUUAGUAUUCCUUCCCACUGUCCGAGCGCGUCACGCACGAAGGGAGACCGCCGCCGCGGCCGCGGCCGGAGGAGCGGCUGCAUGGAGAUUGACAGAAAGAAAGAAGAGGUGUCCCGAUCCGCGCCUCCUUAUUUUUCAACCAACGCGUCGAUACCCCGCUACGUUCCUCGUGAGAAAAAAAAGCCCCACAUGAGGCCCAUGAAUCUGAGGCGCAAGAAUUUGGCCCCCUGACUGACUGGGGUCGUCUGGCAGUCUUGAAGGCACCGCCGCCGUCAUGUGAAAGAAUGGCUUCCUUCGGCGCCUCGCACGCAUUAAGCCCCGGAGACAAAAAGCGGGUGUCCGCUGGGCGUCAAGUGUGCUAUAAAAGGCGAGACGUGGCCUUCGAGCUCGCCGAGUUAGGCCGCGUUUGAGGAGAAACCAGAAUCGGCGGGUGUCUUUGAACAGCUCCUGAAGCUCCGCCAUGGUGAUGUCCCAGGGCACGGCCACCUUCGUGGCUUGUUUCAGCGGCUUCUGGUUGGUGUGGGCGCUGGUGGUCACGUUGUGCUGUUUCUGCAACGUCCUGCAGCGUCGCCUCAAGCGCCGCGGCGAGGCUCGCCCGAGGGAGAGCAGUCUCCGGACGGCGGAGACGCCGGGGUGUCCCGCCGUAUCGGCCUUGGCCGAAGCGCCGGGGGAAUCGCAGGCCUUCUCGCUGCGGCCGGUUCCCCUUCGUGCUCAUCGACCGUUGCCGGAAGGCCGGCAGGUUACUUUGGCGGGUGUUCCCGACCCAGAGGAAAGCGGGAACCCGCCCUGUUACGAGGAGGCGGUGCUGAUGGAGGACCCGCCGCCGCCGUACGCCCUCGUUUCGAAGGAACCGCCCGGGGGCGUCGGCUUCUUUAAAGACACCCCGCUUCCAGAAGCUAGCCCGGAGUCGCGCAAGCCACCGUUUACGUUCCCCGAGCGGGGCUAUUCCUCCCUCGUCCGUUGGCUUCCGUCGCAGCCCCGGGACCCGAGCGGUCGCUUCGGCUCGGGCGGGGACCCGAAGCCGGACGACCGGCGCCCGCCGGGCGGCUUUACGGCGACCCUCCCCCGCCGAGACGCCGGACGGGGACUCGGACCGGGGUUCUCCGGGAGAGUCGGAGGACCGGAGUGCGCUCGCGGGCUUCCGGCCGCUUUCGCCCUGUUGGGUCGGAGUACCGCCGUCUAAGGUGCGGCUCUAGGGACACCGACGAACGAAAAAUUGCAUUCCCCAGGCUUUCCUUGGCGGGGGUGGAAUUGAGCUAGCCGAUUCAUCGCGAGGGUCCGUCCGGAACUCCGUCCGACCGGCUCUUGGCCUUCUCCAUUUCCUCAUGAAAAGAGGAACAAAGAAUGUCACUAAAAGGGGAAACUACGUUUUUGCUCUUCUGUCAUUCUGUGGACCAUGGCGGAUAUAUGGAACAGUCCGUCUGGCGUGUCUGGCUAAGUGAGACACUUGUUCACACAGUUCUUCCCACAGAUCACAUGCGGGUGAUAGUCUUUCCUGGUUGGAAAUAGCUCUUUUGUUCACAAUUUCACAAAAUAUAAGAAGAACGUUUUCACUGAUUUGGGGACUUUUUCCACAUUUAAAUAGUAGUAGGAAGGGGAAAACUACUAUUUUGUCCAUUUUUGAUUUUAUUUUUAGGCUAUCAAAUGUAGUUUCAUCACCCAGCAUUGCCACUCUUCAAUAAUAGGAUGUGUUGCUGGGCAACCCAGGCCUAGUUACCUACUAGCGCGCACGCCCACACCUACACGCGCAUAUAGUCACGGCAACAGUCAUCACAACACAAGAGUACACACGCUGCUAUAUUGAGGGAAGAGGGGGGGGAAAAAAGUCUGAUACUCAGUACCUUUAGAAAACAAUUUUAAUUUGAAUGCGUCAGUGAACAGAUAUGGACAAAUGGAAAACAUCAGCAUGUCUACUGUAUUAUACGUACUGUACUCUACAGUAUAUGGAAAGCAGAUUAUAUAAGACCGGAGUCAGGCGUGGAUGAGAUGGAAACAAACGACGGUGACGUGAGACUAAAGGCAUCUUCUGAGGAUUAUAAGAGCAGUUUUCAUUCAAAUUGAAAGAUGGGCAUUUCUUUUUCAGCAAACAUAAAAUUUGUGAGUUGUUUUCGGGAAAAAAGUCCUAAAAUGAAGAAAUAAAAAUUGCUAUAGUACAAGGCAAAAAGUAUUAGGCUGUCAUUCCCCUCAACUCUCCUCCCGAAAUAUUUUUGUUUUGAAAUCACAUCAAAAAUAGGCAAAUUUUUUUCACCAAGCCCCGCCCUUUCUCCAUCAUAUUUUACUUUUUGGUAUUGCAUUUUGUUUCUUAAAAAAGAUUCUUAUGUUGAACAUGGACUUUUUCCACUCAUGAUGUCAAAAUGUUUAUAAUAUUACAACUGUUUUCACCUAAUAUGAAGUAUGAUCAUGAUU